This is a messenger RNA of Condylostylus longicornis, 1455 nucleotides long. Its product is annotated as thiamine transporter 2-like. Lineage: Eukaryota; Metazoa; Arthropoda; Insecta; Diptera; Dolichopodidae. The record is from RefSeq and is a predicted model, not a curated record. Bases 94 to 1455 code for a protein of 453 amino acids. Gene Ontology annotation, biological process: vitamin transport; transmembrane transport. Gene Ontology annotation, cellular component: plasma membrane. The transcript is spliced from 7 exons. Gene Ontology annotation, molecular function: vitamin transmembrane transporter activity.
ACGUUAUUCGCUGUAUAAUUGCACAAUAAUAAAACAAAAUUUUAGUGAUAUUGAUUGGGAAUUCGAAAUAGAAAAAAUAAAAAUUAAAUAAAAAUGCAAGAAUGGAUGAGAGUUUCCUUAUUUCUUUGCCUCUUUGGAUUUAUACGAGAAAUUCGCCCUUCAGAGAAUUAUAUGAGCGUGUUUAUUUUAGGACCAUGGCGAAAUAUCACAUCAGAUCAGUUAAAUCGUGAAAUUUUUCCAGUUGGAACUUAUUCGUAUUUAGCACAAUCUUUUAUUGUAUUUUUAAUAACAGAUUAUUUAAGGUACAAACCAUUAAUUAUUGUCAUUGGAAUAUCAGGUAUUAUUGUGUCUAGUUUAUUAAUAUGGACAACAUCAUUAUUGGCAUUACAAAUUAUGGAAUUUUGUUAUGGUACUUUUAUGGCAACAGAAGUUGCAUAUUACACAUACAUUUAUGCCAAAGUUGAUAAAAAAUAUUAUCCAAAAGUUACAUCACAUACAAGAGCAGCAAUGUUUGCUGGUAAAAUGGUAGCUAGUAUAUCAUCACAAAUAUUAGUUAGUUUCAAAUUAAUGGAUUAUAUGGAAUUAAAUUAUAUCACAUUUGCAACGCAAAUUAUUGCAACAAUAUGGGCAUUUAUGUUACCGAGUGUUAAGUCAAGUUUAUAUUUUCAUCGAGAAACAAAAUCAAAACCACAUAUAGCAAAAAUUGAAAAUGGAAAAAUAAAUUCAAAUGUUGAAGAUAAUUUGGUUAAUAUUUCAUCACAAAAUAAUUUAUCACCAUUUGAAUUACUUUGGUAUCAAUUUAAAAGUGCGUAUUCUAAUAGAAAAGUUCUUUUAUGGAGUUUAUGGUAUGCAUUUGGUCUUGGAGGUUAUUUACAAUUUAUAUGUUAUAUUCAAGUCUUAUGGAAUGAUAUCGAUGAAAAUCCACCGGAACUGUGGAAUGGUGCUGUUGAUGCUGCUUUAACUGGUUUAGGGACAUGUUUUGCUUUAUUAGCUGGCAUAGCACAUUUUGGAAAAUUAACACCACGUAAAAGUUUUAUGAGUUUAGCGAUUCUAUCAUUUCUUCAAGGAGGUUCAAUAUUAUUUUCAUGUCUAACAAGUAAUUUAUAUUGCGCUUAUGCUGGCUAUAUUAUUUUUGGUGCUUUAUAUUCAUAUACAAUUACUGUUACAAGUGCUGAAGUUGCACGUCAUUUAGAAGAGGAUAGUUAUGGUUUAAUAUUUGGAAUAAAUACUGUUGGAGGAUUAUUAAUGCAAACAUUUUUAACAUUAAUUGUUGUUGAAGAUAUAGGAUUUAAAUUAAGUGUUAUAGGACAAUACUCAGUUUAUGGAUAUUAUUUUAUAGGUUUAGGAUUUUUAUAUUUUGUGUAUGUUAUAUUAGAUUAUUUUUGGUUAAAAAAGGAAAAUCGAAUUUCUAUUAAUAAUACACAGGUAUGUAUUAAAGUAAGGAAAAAAUUGUAA